CUAUACUGUCUGACUGAGGUGCGGCCAUGUUUUGAUUGCUGAGAUGGGGAGUUUGACAAAUAUAAGAUAAAAUGCCAAGUUGUAAGCCCAAGACACGUUUCAUACCAGCCACGUGUGCUUGGACGCUACUUCUAGCAUGUACUACACUAUUUUUCGUCUAUCCGUGUAUAUCUUUGUACACGAGAUGGGGCAUCUACGUACCUGUGUACCAGGGUGUCGUCACACUCUUUGUGGUGCUCAAUUUUUCUUUAGCCACUUUCAUGGAUCCUGGAGUUAUACCAAAAGCCUCAACAGACGAAGACCGGGAUGAUGACUUUAGAGCUCCGCUAUAUAAGAAUGUUGAAAUAAAUGGCAUCACUGUCCGUAUGAAGUGGUGUGUAACAUGUCAUUUUUAUCGGCCCCCUCGUUGCUCACAUUGUUCCGUAUGCAACCAUUGUAUUGAGACGUUUGACCAUCAUUGCCCAUGGGUUAACAAUUGCAUAGGCCGACGGAACUAUCGCUAUUUCUUCAUGUUCCUCUGUUCCCUCAGCAUCCACAUGAUAUCCAUCUUCACAUUUUGCCUCAUCCAUGUACUUGAUAGAAAAGAAUAUCUUACAGAGCCGAAUACUAUUGUGAGCAUGGUGGUGAUGGGAGUCAUUGCUCUUCUCUUAAUUCCCAUUCUGGGGCUCACGGGGUUCCAUAUGGUUUUGGUUAGCCGAGGGAGAACUACAAAUGAACAAGUAACUGGCAAGUUCAGAGGCGGCUAUAACCCUUUCUCCCGAGGAUGCUGCCGAAACUGCUGUUUUAUUCUAUGUGGCCCACAAUACCCUAGUAUCAAACGGCCAGCCAAAUAUAUAGGAAGAUAUAAGUUCAAACCUUCAUCAAGUCCACCUGCACCGGUCUCCACAAUCACAAGUCAGAGUCAAGUGCGAGUCUACAUGGACAAUGGUGUCCAAGCCCCAAAUUCUACUGCCUACAGCCAAUUUCUAUCCCCGCACAAGGCAGCCAUCUGUACCUCGGAAGAUGUAUUGCCUUUGCACCCUGGAGUUUUAAUGCAUAAUUUUAAUAUUACUGAACUGGUGGAGGGGGGAGGGGCUGGAGCAUCGUCGUCUGUUGGUGUCGGCGCAGGCGGGGGAGGAGAGUGUGUGGAAGAUGGCAGCCAGCCCCCACCGGGCAUGAGCCAAAGUCAAGACUGCGAACCCACACCCCCCUUGCCUCGUCACCCCUCCAAGACUAACUUCUUCCAGCCGGAUGCGCCACCUCCACACCAUCACCCUGCUUAUCACCACCACCAUCACCAUCACCCAUACACCGACUCACCACGCAAGGCCAACGCAAGUCAGCAGGUAGCAAGACCACCUCGAUCUCCACACACUUCCAGACCACGAGGACUAGAUGGACGAUCGCGAUCUACCACACCAGAUCCACUUUCCCCAGAACGGCCCAUUCAAACCUCCCCACCAGCGCCAGGAGGACCACGUACAGGGCCUUCUAGCCCCAGUGGACAAGUAUAUCAAGGUGUUCCAGGUUCUCCUACGUUGCAUCACCGUAUGAAGCAGCUGGGUGGAGUUCCAACACCACUGGCCAUGUCCUCUCCGCUACGUCGUUCAAAUCCAAGCACGCCUACUCAACCUCGCCGCCCUGAUUUCAUUGGCAUUGGAAGUGAUGGAGGUAGAGGACCACCACAGUAUUAUCCUCAGUACUCUUAUGAACCGCCUCAUACCGCUCACUCUAAUGGCUCGCCCCAGAGACGCUACAUGUCUGAAUCGGAAUUAAUGAGACAGCCAUCAGAACCAAAUGCUUCAUAUCCACGUACAACUACAAUGUUUGACAAUAUUCAGGAGCUAGCUGGAUCUCCUCAACAUGGCCAGUACACAUGGAGGGAUCAGUCGCCUCCACAGUACUGUCAAGGUGGACCAAAUGACCCUGGAACAGCUUAUCAAUCCUGUGGAUCCCAAGAAUACCGGUCAAAUCCUACAAGUCCAACACAAACCUGUCCUGCACCUCAUUAUUAUCAUCUCAUACAUCACACCCAAGUAGCUGGUGUUCAUAGUGGACAUUACCCACCCACACACCAAGCCACCUAUACUCAUCAUAUGGGACACCAGCCACACCAAGGGUAUCCACCUCAGCAACAAAUGAAUGUUGGGCGCCGCAACUCUGGUCCAAGUUAUGUUGGUCCACAGUCGCCUCAAAUAAGACGGAAGAACUAUGGAGGUGGUUUGGCAACUCCUCCAACCCCAACAGAAGGUAGUAGACCAAGUCCUGGUCAAAAACGACCUGUGUCUUUUGUUAGGUCUUUAGAUAUGAUGGAUAGCAUAGAAAUGUCUUCACGAGGUCCUGCUCAUAUUCAAGGUCCACAUGGGGCACCUCACGAUUCCCACCACGGAGUGAUUCAUACUCAACGUGGGUCACUUGGAGGAGCCCUGAGCCCUACUCACACCCCUAAACCCGACCACCGAUUAGCUACUCCGCAAGAUCUUGACCGGCGUUCUGCAUAUGACAUGAAUUAUGAGAUUAGUGUGUGAAGAACUCAUCCUGCUGCAAACACCCAGCAAGUGGGAGCUUGAGUGUUUUUUAUGUGUUUGUAUGUGUGUGUGUGCGUGCGCGAGUGUCUGACCAUGACAAGUGGGUCAGCAGCAGGGUGUUUGUGGUGUCAAGGUGGUGACAUGACAUUGUGUCAAGGUGGUGACAUGACAUUGUGCCAAGUGUAAGCAUCCACCUGGAACAUUUUUAUAGUAAUGGGUGUGAUGAUUGCCCACUAAUCCGAAAAUUGGGCACUCCUUGCCAAGUGUGCACCUAUGCUAGUCACAAAUAUUUGUUUCCUUUUAAAAGCCAUGACUUGAAAAAUGGAGCCUGAAGAGUGUUUUAUAGUGCAGCUGGGGCAUUCACAGACAGGACAUGCCAUUGUGGUAAUUCAUUAUCAGUUGCUAAUGGCUGCCAUUAUGGUAGUGUUAGUAGACAAUUUGUUGCCCCAAAUGUCCUCAUUUUGAUUGGAUUUUGGAAAUAUAUAUAUAUAUAUAUAUAUAUAUAUAUAUAU
Procambarus clarkii (red swamp crayfish) is the source of this 3019-nucleotide messenger RNA. RefSeq names its product zinc finger DHHC-type containing 8 (gene Zdhhc8). Gene Ontology annotation, biological process: protein palmitoylation. Gene Ontology annotation, molecular function: palmitoyltransferase activity. Lineage: Eukaryota; Metazoa; Arthropoda; Malacostraca; Decapoda; Cambaridae. The record is from RefSeq and is a predicted model, not a curated record.